Sander lucioperca (pikeperch) is the source of this 9557-nucleotide messenger RNA. RefSeq names its product G protein-coupled receptor 185 b (gene gpr185b). Gene Ontology annotation, cellular component: membrane. The transcript is spliced from 2 exons. NCBI's taxonomy places the organism in Eukaryota, Metazoa, Chordata, Actinopteri, Perciformes, Percidae. The coding region runs from base 302 to 1429 and encodes 375 amino acids. The record is from RefSeq and is a predicted model, not a curated record. Gene Ontology annotation, biological process: G protein-coupled receptor signaling pathway. Gene Ontology annotation, molecular function: G protein-coupled receptor activity.
UUUUUUUUUGUGAAUGGAGCUCCACAUCCUUUUUGGCGCGAGCGCGCGCUGGCAGCUUGGCUGGCUGAGCUAAAAUUAGCCUCGUGCCGGAUUUUUCUGUCUGCGUGCGGCAAGCGGCAGCAGCAUAUGUGGAUCAGAAUCCGAAUUAACGAGGGUCUAAACUCAACGCACGCACUCACGCACGCAUGUCUGGGCACGCGCUCAUACACGCUACCGGUGAAUAGGACAGCAGCUACCACCGCGCCGUGCCCCAGGACGUCAUGCACCACUUUUAGAGAUGUUCUAAAAAUAGAAUUUGUUGAUGAUGGUUUUGACUGUGAUGAAAUUGAACAUCUUCUGUAUCCGGCAUCUUUUAGCUAUGAUUCUCUCCCUGGCCGCAGUAGCAGCCAUGAGUAGCGGCAGCGGCAGCAGCCUCAACUCCUCCUCCCCCCUCGACCCCUUCGACUCCUCCACCUCCUGGAGCCUAGCCGAGGACCCCUCCAACUCCUCCUCUGAACCCGUUGUGCGAACUCUGACCCCUGACCUCCAGCCAGCGACCACCGCUGUCGCCGUCCAGGAAGUCAACCCCUGGGAUAUCGCGCUUUGCGUGACUGGAACUCUCAUCUCCUGCGAGAACGCUCUGGUGAUCGCUGUGCUGUUCUACACGCCGACGCUCCGCGCUCCCAUGUUCAUCUUGAUUGGAUCACUGGCGGUGGCAGAUCUUCUGGCCGGCCUGGGCCUCAUCUUGAACUUUGUCUUCACCUAUUUGGUCGACAGCUCGGUGGAGUUUGUGACACUGCUGUCGGUCGGACUGCUCAUCUCGGCGUUCUCGGCAUCUAUCCUCAACAUUCUCGCCAUCACGGUGGACCGCUACCUGUCGCUGUACAACGCCCUGACCUACCACACUGAACGGACAGUCACCUACACCUACGUGAUGGUUGCCCUCAUCUGGGUGCUGUGCCUCACGCUCGGCUUGCUGCCAGCAUUCGGUUGGAACUGUCUGCGGGACGAGUACACGUGCAGCAUCUGCUGGCCCGUCACAAAAAUAAACGCCGUGGUGCUCGCCGUCACCUUCCUGCUCGUCUUUGCCCUGAUGAUGCAGCUCUACCUGCAAAUCUGCAAGAUCGCCUUCCGCCAUGCGCAGCAGAUCGCCGUGCAGCACCAGUUUGUGGCCAUCUCCACCACCAAAGGUGUUUCCACACUGUCGGCCAUCCUGUGUGCCUUCGGGGCGUGCUGGCUGCCGUUUGCCAUGUACUCCAUCGUGGCCGACUCCAGCUACCCCAUAAUAUACACCUACGCCACAGUCCUCCCAGCCACCUGCUGCUCUGUGAUCAACCCCAUCAUCUAUGCGUUCCGAAACCCGGACAUCCAGAAGUCGCUGUGGAUGGCCUGUUGCGGAUGCGUCCCGUCCAACCUCUCGCUCAGACCCAGGACCUCCAGUGAUGUGUAGCAGGGAAAGGUUGGUUUCUGUCUGGCAUGAUGCUCGACUGCUGAAUCAGGGUUGUAGGAGGGAGAGGACGAACUGGGAACAAGAGAUCAGGAGGUGGAAGGUAAUGGCUGAGGAAAGAGAUUUCCUCUACUCUUCAUAUCAGGGCUGGUAGGCUGAUGGCGAACGCACGGCUGGCCACAGUGAAAGUGGCAGUGGGACAUGUAGAAGCGAGGACAGUGCAUGGUCAAAAAAAAAAAAGAUAGAGCUAAUACAGAUUGUGUGGCUUGGAGAAAACCAACAGAGGGAUGGAUGUGACGUGAAACCAACUGCAAAAAACCUGAUUGAGGUUUCCUCAUGGUGAUUGUAGGAGAGGCUGGGGUGCGUCUUUUGACUUUUUUAACUGAGAGGAGUAAGGCCUACUUCUCAAGAGUAGCAUAUAGGUGACGGAGGGGUUUAGGAAGAAAUGUCCUCAAAUCUCAAUAGGACCUAAACUUGGGCAACACUGCAUGGUUAUGCAAUCAGAAGGAGGGAAGCAGUCUUAAAAUACUGUAUGUGUUUUAACUGAUGUGUUUGAAAAGUGGCGUGUGGAUAAAAAUACAAUGAGCUAAAUAUAGACAACGAAUGACCUUGAGUAUUCUCAAUGAGCUAUCUUUGCAGGCAUCUCCUGACAGGAAAAAAAAAAAAAACAAGAAUAUUUCCUCCCUUGAACAUAUUGUAACAACGAUGUUCCCCUUGAUCUGAUGCAGAUUCAGUAAUUAGUGAGUUUAUAGAGAGUGCAACAAUAAUUCAUUCUUAUGUGCUGAGAUUGAAAUUAGAUGGUGUUCAUUGACAUUGAUAGUCUACUGGGCCCAUUUUCCCAACGCCAACAGCACAAUCUGCAUCUUGUCAAACACAUUUUGUGUGCAUGAAGUUGGCGAAAAAUCUGUCACAAUUGAGAGAAACAGCUCCUCAUCACACCCCCUAAAAUUAAAUCUAAUCUACGCGGCUCCUAAUGCAUAGAUAACACUGCUAGUUUGCAAAACCUAGAGAGGGGUUUCCAAAUUUGGGCCACCGUGUCUUUCCUUGAUUUGAUGAAAUCAAAUAUGCUCCCCCGUCUAAGAAAAACGGUUUUCUCAGCCAGCCAGUGUGCCGUGACUGUGAAGCCGUGACUGUGAAGCAGAGAGAGCUGAAUUCAGCACCAAGGACAGCGCCACUGCAGAGCGCAGUCUGCUACCCUGGGAAUGCUCUCUGCGGCGGGGGGGGGAAGAGCGCUGGAAAGUAGGCUACACUGUGCUCUACACCAUCUUGAUAGGGAAUGUGAGAUGGGUUUUAAAGGGCCAUUCCAGUGGAGUUUGAUUGCUCAUUUGCAAUACAUUCAGUGUCAAUUGACUUUUGUUUUCAUGCAUACAUGAUGGCUUAAGGUAUUUUGAAAUCCUUUUUUGCUAGAACUGCAUAAUUCACCUGAUUCAGUCCUGAAAAGACAAACAAAACAUCAUGAUGUGUCUGAUUUGGCCAUAAAGCUAGUCUAUCACUGUGACUCAGAGAGCAGCUUCCAGUUUCUGCUUGUAAGCAAGGCCACCGGGAACGAUAUCAAAGAGUAGCUAACGUCAAACAACAGUCAAUCAAGACAAAUCAAAAUGCUUUCCCCAGCUAUUAUGUGAAAUGAAAUGGUAGCACCUCAUUUUACACAAUAGUGGUUCAUAUUUUCUUUAAAAGAUAUUUUACUAAUAAAACAGUUCCAAUGAAGGCAAUAAAACACUGAAAAUCAUUCUACAAUGACGUUUAAAAAAGCAAGGGACUACAGAAAAUGCCUCCAGUCAUGCUCAAAUUAUCCUUAAAUAUCCUCUUGAGGUCCUAUAGCGCGACUACGACUCGGUUCUCUCUAUCCUCCAUCGUUCUCUGGCCUCUCUUGUAUCUCAGCAGCACAAAUUAUGCAUGAGAAAAGCAAUGUAUGGCCCCAGGAGUGCCAGUAAAGCAAGCCUUCCGACAUAUGCAAGGUGAAAGCAGCUGAUGUUUUUCAGACGCAAAGGGGACCUGGACGUUUAUCUGCAUCUGCAGAACGCCUUUUCAGCUCUAAAUUUAGAGACAGCAUUAUAACUCCAUUGCCCGAUUGAUUAUUCAUUAGCUAGAGGAAGAGCUGAGCACAAUCCAUAUUGAAUAGGUCAUUUUUCAUGUAGACGGCUUUGGUUGCCUAGAGUACAUUCAAGUUGUACUUGGAUACUACCAUAGUUCUGCAAAAAACUCUAGACUGGAUAGUUUUUCCAUUGCUAUGAAAUAAAAAAAAACACAUUCAGUACUUUAGUCACAUUAUAAGGAAUAUUAAGGGGAAAUGGCAAAAGUCGAUAUGAACAGCAUGAAUUCAAAAAUCUAUAAUAAUGCUGUAAAACAUGAGCAUCAGAUGGUCUAAAUUCCUCUGGCUUGUGCUUUACGCCUUCCAUUUUCACUUCCCUACUGGCAGUAGCUGGAUAAUCGCGCGCGCGCGCGCACACACACACACACACACACACACACACACACACACACACACACACACACACACACACACACACACACACACACACACACACACACACACACACACACACACACACACACACACACGAAUAAGCAGUGCAGCUCUGCCCCGGGGCCCUUCUAAAGGCUCGGCAGGUUAAUGAGAAGCGAGAGAGGCGAGGUGACGUGGCGUGAAAUAAAAACGCCAGGCGAGACGCGCUUUAGCUUAACCUCAGGUCACGUCCACCACACACCCAAUCAGGAUGAAGUCAUUUCCCACUGAAAGGGCAUCAUGUAAGUUAAAUCCAGCUAAUGUUAAUAACAACUCGGUAAUAAUGGCGCCGGGAAUUGGCCUAAUGUACAGAGGAUGUAGUGAGGAUGAACAGGAGAGGGGAUUUAUUGCCAACCUCUAUCUGCAUUGAAAUGAUCUACGGAGAUAGUUUUCACUUGCGUUCCUCUGCACAACCUCACAGAGAGGAACCAUGACUAAGCUGUUGGCAUGCUGCCAAUAUACAUGAGUGGGAGGUGUUCUGGCUUUGGGAAAAUAGUUCAUAGAAACUGUAUAGUUUCAAUCUAUAAAAGUCACUCAACUCAAUACUAGAAAAAGAAAAUACACGUUGACAGAGAGUCACUUCAAAAUUCAACGCUUUCUACCAAAUAAACCACAACAAUAGUCAACAGCAAAGAACACACUUUAAAAAUGGCUCUCAGGAGAAGCAGGUAUUAAGAUUUUUUCUAUAGUGUAAAUUAAAACUUAGAGUAGAAUUGUUUUCUAUUUUCCUCGGGCAGCAGCAAACAAUCAGUUGUUGUUUUGUUGGCAGAACAACAGUUACACUUACUCUGUCAAUGUUUUUAUUUGAAAAGGCAGACUCUCUUGUGUCUUCUUUGUUUUUUUGACCUUAUUGGAACAAAAACUCCUUUGCAAUAAUGUCCAACUUUAUUUUGCUGUGUACAAAAAGCCACAAUGUAGAAAAAAGAGAGAAAGAAAGACGGAGGUGGUGGGCUCUGAAUGGUUUGCAGAAUAACUCAAAGUCAGUAUUUCAAAGCAACAAAUAGCACAUUGUACUGUAUUUAAUGGGAAUGUGGCCUGGCUGACUGGCUGGCUGUUUUUUAUCCUCCAAAAGACAUUUCAGCAGGAGCGAAUCAUGGAAGUAGGACAAACCUAAAUAUGAAGCAAAUGCUCCAUUUCCAUUUAUAGAUGGUGUUUUGCAUACAGAGAUCUUGCAAUACUUUUUUUCCUCACUAAAAUUAGCUUUAUUUUCAUGUUCGCAGUAGCUUCAUUAGUGUUAGAUGUCUCAUUUUAUAAUAUAAGAGUUACAAAAAACACAUCUGAAAGUCAGCUGUUAAACAAGUCGACCACAUCCCUCUCUCGCUCUCUCUUUUUGCUCAAUCAAUGCAUUGACGGAACUGCCUAACGGUAAAAGACUUGCAUCAAUUAUUAAGUGAAAUACUUUCAAUUACUCUGAGGCUGAAAACAUGAGAUGGAUGGAGUUUGCUACUUUUGGCAAGCUUGGUGAACUGCAGCACUGUGGGUGACAUGACUCACCAAACUACUCGAUCCCAGAGAGAUAAUUAAAUCCAUUUCACAUAGGAAUCUGAUGCAGAUGGCACACAGUUCUCCUCCUGUACGCACAAUGACGUGUGACACUUGCUUAGUCACCUGUGUUUGGAGAUGCUAGAUGGGACACACAGAUUACAUUUUAGACGAGGUUAGUGUCACAUCCGGCACAGUUUCUAUAAAACAGCCAUGUAACACUGAUGGAGAAUCUGCACUAGCUUGGCUAAUGCUAUUCAAGCUGUCCCUCUGUUUUACCUCCCUAUUAAAAAUUGAUCAAACUCAGAUUCAAUUAGGAUCGUGAAUCAGACUUGGAUUAAACAGAAAUGUAUUUUCGUGGUUCGUUUUAGCCUCUGUCUGCGACAGAUGGCUGUGCCUUACAGCGUAUCUCAAUGACAAAUGUCAAAGGUUUUAGUCAUGGGAAGUCAUCAGCUUUUGGCUGCAGUUAAAGCUCAGUCACACAAACUCUUAAAAUGGAAAAAUAUCCCAGCAAAAUCUAUUUAUUUCAAUGGAAUCAGCACGAUCAGAGUAUUCCCUCAUAAGGAUUGCUGCACCAUUCACUUUUAAUUAACUCUCCUCUGUUAGAGCAUAAACAGAGUUAACAAGCCUUUUUUAUAAUAACUCUAUUGAAUGAAAUGACGUACAAUCCAAAAGACAAGAAAAAGAGGGCCGUCCACACCAUGAAUGAUAACUGUAAUGAAAACAAUAAAGAUGUGAGCAUCCACACUGAUAAACGAUAACGUUCUGUAAACAGUGGCGUCGAGUACUCACUGCACGCACCAGCUGUGUCGGAGCUCCAGAAUGGAUAUUGAUGACAUGUAACUGCUGUAUAUUGUGCAGAGAAAGGAAAAGAAAAGCAGAAGGGUUUGGGUUCACGAAAUUCUUCAAAGGCGAGAGAAAUUAGGGAAAACCAACACGCUACUGUUACUACAGUCGUCUUUUGACAAAUCGUAUUUAUGAUUUCUGAUAGGAUUGGGCAUUGUGAACCAGUGCCAUCUUCGAAUCGUUUCAAAAAUCAUAAUUCCAAUGGAAGCGUUUUUUUUUUAGUUUUUUUUUUUUAUUGGAAUCGUUCGGAAAAUUUGGUUUAGAAUCGCAUUAUCGGUUCCAAAUUUAACACGGGCAAGUUUUCGUAGCGGCCAGCGUACUUCCUGGCGUUUGUUGCGUUGCAGCCAUGGAGCACAGUAAACGGCGCUCUAGUGUGGCUUUAUUUUACGUUGAAAAAGCCCGGUGAAACUGUAAAUCACCAUUGAAUUUAAAAAAAAAUGUUUCCCUCUAAUCUGUGAAAUAGGCAUGUGACCAGUUUCUACUCCACCCCUCAAAGAGUUGUAAUCGAGAGUAGAUAAGAACCACAAUCGAAAGGAACAAUCGGAAAUGGAAUCGGAAUUGUUAAAAUCAAAACGAUGCCCAACCCUACUUUUGGAUGAGUCAACAUCAACGUGAUGGUUGGUAUCCUGGCAAUCAUCAAAGAGGACAUCAGUACAUUCGGAUGGAUUUUGAUUGGCUGUCAGUGUUUCUAUUGUUCAUCCAAUCGCUCCGAAAGUGAACUCAACGACAUCGUUCACCGCUGCCGUUGUCGUCAUAGUUGUGUUGUGGUUAAACCAUUUUAAAAAAGGAUAUAUUUUUAGAUCAUUCUUGGUGUGGACGGCCCUUUAUUGUGAACAGCGAGCGCUAGCAUGUUGUCGGCUAGCUUGCGAGUUAGCAGUUAGCUCACCAUGUGUCUAGAACCAAAUACUUAAAUAUUUGGUUGUAACACUUUCGGGUGUGAAAUGGCCUUUAAAGUUGAAGUCAGUUUUCUGACUUUUGAUCAAUGGAUAAUAUACUCCUCUGUGGGAUGAGAAAAAUGUUCGACUUCUAGUCUUCCUUUUAAAACCUGCUGAGAAUAAACUUAAAAAUAAAUGUUUUGGGCCAUUUUGGGACUAUUUUUUGUCCAGUAAAAUGCCAACUAUUUGGAUUUUUCUUUCAGGUAAUAAACUCUAUUUGAUCCAAGUCUGGAGGGAAUCAUGAGCCCCAAAGUAAAAACCACAAAUCAGCCUUUUUACGAGUUCGCUGACUGAAAUGUGAAAUCCAGCAUUGCUCAGCUGGAACUGGAGUGACUGAACAGCUGAUCUGAAGUCAGUGUUAACUCCAGCAGCAUUACACAGCUGUAUUUCAAACAUCGUCUCUGACGGUCCCAUCUGGCACAUCCAACUACGUAGUGAUUGUUUUAACAAUUAAUAAUACUCAUCUGUGAAUAUGCCACGACUCACUCAACUAUUCCUGGGGCAGGAGUGGAUCGACCACUCACUGUGUGUGUGUGUGUGUGUGUGUGUGUGUGUUCUCCCCCCGGGAUCAUAGCCAAUUGUAAUGAACCAUAAUUUAACCAACUCUCACUGUAAACACAAACACACGCAGAAUGGUUUUGUCAGCCGCUAUACAGGACUAUAAUUCAAUUUAAAUGAAGAAAAAAAAAAGAAAUAUUGUACAAGUGAGUGUGUGUGUGUAUGUGUGUGUGUGUGUGUGUGUGUGUGUUAUUUUUAUUAUGCAAUGCUGUACAGAAAUGUAUAUUUUUGUAAUGUUCAUCAGGGCAUGAGUUACAAGACAUGGUCGCUGCUGUGAGCAUGAGUUUGUUGUGAGUGUGUGUGUAUGUGUGUGUUUUUUUCCUCUUCUUCUGUGUUCUUCCUAUAAACAAAUGUCUAAAGUUUCUUUGGAAAAAAAAAAAAAGAGUUGUGUGUCAGAUAUGCUGAAAAAGUGCCAUAUUUUUCGACUUUCUAGUGUCUUAUUUGUUUUGGUUUGUGUACAUACACGUUUAUCAGAGGGGUGAUUCUCAUCGUGGAGUCUGAAGUCUGAGUCAGUAAAUCUGUAAACAAACACAAAAAAAUGCAUGGUCAAAAACAGCAACUAUGAGCAGCAGGAUAAAGAAGGGAAAAAAGGUUAUGUAAAAGUACUUGACCUUGAUAUUAUAGAUCACUAUACUGAGACUAUAUCACUAUACAACAGAAAAAAAGACAAAUUUCACCAAUCCAAACUCUAUAUUUUCUUCUGUAACGUCGGCUUUGCAGCAGCAACAUGAGAGAUGAUAACGUUGUUAAAUUGCAGUAAUCUGAACCGUUUUCUUCCCAUAAAACGACUCAACGACAGAGAGACAGUCAGAGAGGGACGGUGCGUGGCAGCGUUGUACGUCACAGGUCUCCAGUGACGUCAUUUUUGUCUGAGUCGUGUCUCAGAGAGCAGGUCGUUUCAAAGACAUGCCUCUCUUUUCCUCUCCAGUCUUUCACAAAAAUCCCUCUCACUUUUUCCUCCCUCUCAUCAUCCUUUUAACUACUUUUUUUUUCCUCUUCAAUCUUGCAGACAACUCCCCCGUCUUCUUUUCCGUUUCAAACAUGUUCGUUCCCAUUCCCUUUUCUUCUCAUUCUUCCCAUCGUUUCAAGCACAUGCCUCUCUUUUUACCAUCACUUUAUCCUCAUGUUUUUUUUUUUACUCCCUUCACUCUUCUCUCUCAUGUCAUUUCUCUCUUUCAAGUCAUUCCCUCGGGACAUCUUUUGCCAGACUCUACACCUUCAUCUCCCGAAUCUCUCUCUCUCUUUUUUUUUUUAAUAUAGCUCUUCUCCCCUCCCUCGUCUCUUCCUCUCGUCUAACAUUUUUGCUAUCCUUGGCCUGCAGGAAGCGAGUCGGCCAGGCUCCGUCUAAAAAUAGUUACCCUGAAAGCAGAUAAAAAGAACGAAAAAAAAAGAACAGCAGAAAAAACGAAAGGGAGGAAAGGGAGGUAGCAAAGGAGAAGAAAUCGACCCUCCCUCCCUGAGCGCAGAAGCAAACCUUUGCUCUGUAGACAGAAACAUUCGCUUCAUCCUCUUCCUUUUUUUCUCUUUCCCUCUCAAGUCUCAUCUUCUUUGCACAAGCAUGCAUUCACCUUCUUUUUGUACACCUCCUUAUCCAUCCUAUUGAAUCCCUUUCUCUUUUUUUGUUUCUCCUGAGCACAAGUAUUAACACAAGGGUUUUUAAAAGCAGGGACCUGGGCGAGUGCCUCCAGCAAAUAAGCAGGACCCCCCCCCCCCCAACCGUCAGUCAGGCUAGGCUAACGUUUUCCCUCUGUAACUUAUAACCUGGCAAAACUUCAGGCAAGCAGAGAUUGUCAAUAAAAAAAAA